Molecule: messenger RNA, 306 nt
Organism: Trypanosoma rangeli
Lineage: Eukaryota; Euglenozoa; Kinetoplastea; Trypanosomatida; Trypanosomatidae
Exons: 1
Coding region: 1-306 (101 amino acids)
Biological process (GO): endoplasmic reticulum to Golgi vesicle-mediated transport
Cellular component (GO): endoplasmic reticulum membrane; Golgi membrane; COPII-coated ER to Golgi transport vesicle
Source: RefSeq, a predicted model, not a curated record
AUGGGAUUUUCUCUUGCCAACAUUGCGCAGGCACUGCUUCUUUGUCUCAACGCCAUGGCCAUCUUGUCAGAGCGGCGAUUCCUUGCGAAGUAUGGUCUUGCCACGAUGCCAAUGACAGAGCAGGGCGGUGAGGCGGGGUAUGUGCCUCAGUCAUUUGGCGCCGGGGAUGCCUUUGCGCGUGGGCGGCCGAUCUCUCCUUUCAAGGCGCAUCUCGCCUCCGUGCUGAGUAGUGUACGUAUGCUAUUACGGUUGCCGUUGAUUCUUGUUAACACGGUGGUUAUCAUCUUUGCCCUUCUGUUUGGUUGA